AAAACCCUAGAAUUAGAAUGAAGCCUAACCAUCAAACUUGUGGCGGCAGAUUUCCAAAACCCUCCCUCUGUUGUAUUCACAAUCGGGAGUUAGAAUCCAAAAAUGGUGAAAUUCCUGAAGCAGAACAAGGCGGUGGUGGUGCUUCAGGGCCGUUACGCCGGCCGGAAGGCGGUCAUCGUUAGGGCAUUGGACGAUGGAACCAGAGAUCGGCCUUACGGCCACUGCUUGGUCGCCGGAAUAAAGAAAUACCCGGCGAAGGUGAUCCGCAAGGACUCCUCCAAGAAGACCGCUAAGAAAUCGCGAGUGAAGGCCUUCAUCAAGCUCGUCAAUUACAGGCACCUCAUGCCCACCAGGUACACUCUCGAUGUCGAUCUCAAAGACGUCGUCACCAUCGAUUCCUUGCAAUCCAAGGACAAGAAGGUUACUGCGGCUAAGGAGACCAAGAAGCGGUUCGAGGAGAGGUUCAAAACAGGCAAGAACAGAUGGUUUUUCACAAAGCUCAGGUUCUGAAUCGAAUUUUUGUUCUGGGUUUACUUUUUAUUCUCAAGUAAUCGUACUGUAUUAGUUUGUUCUGGUUUUACAUUUUUGAUUGAACGUACUCUAGUCUUUUCGGUUGGAGAUUUUUUCUGGUUGUGAUAAUACUACAUUUGUCUGUCAAAUUAAUUUUGUUGCAAUUUCUGGCCCAAUCUCAGUUUUUGUUUCA
This is a messenger RNA of Momordica charantia (bitter melon), 703 nucleotides long. Its product is annotated as large ribosomal subunit protein eL27x. Gene Ontology annotation, cellular component: ribosome. Gene Ontology annotation, biological process: translation. NCBI's taxonomy places the organism in Eukaryota, Viridiplantae, Streptophyta, Magnoliopsida, Cucurbitales, Cucurbitaceae. Gene Ontology annotation, molecular function: structural constituent of ribosome. The record is from RefSeq and is a predicted model, not a curated record.